AUGGUGAAUGGACAAUGGAAUAGUGAUGUGUGGGUGGAGCUUUUGAAGAUGUUGUAUUGGUGGAGAUUUUCCUUGGGUGGCGUCUUGAGGGAUAGACGAUAUAUGGUGAAGGGACAAUGGUGGUGGGUUGGUGCACCAAGGGAUGGCUGGGAAGCAAACAGUUAUGGGUAUCAUGGGGAUGAUGGACUGCUUUAUCGUGGACAAGGAAAGGGAGAGGCAUUUGGCCCAACUUAUACAGCUGAUGAUACAGUUGGUGGUGGAAUCAACUAUGCUUCACAGGAACUUUUUUUCACAAAAAAUGGGGCAGUUGUAGGAACAGUAUACAAGGAUGUGAAGGGUCCCUUAUUCCCAACUAUUGCUGUUCACAGCCAAAAUGAGGAGUAUGUUGCACCGCCUUCUUUUGUUACCCCUUCAUAUAUGUAUAUUUUUGAAUUUCUGUCAUUUAUCAUUCAAGCAAAUCUAGAAGUUGUUGGUUCUAGACUUGGGGCACGAAGGUGA
Ilex paraguariensis (yerba mate) is the source of this 498-nucleotide messenger RNA. The record is from the annotation of a GenBank genome assembly. Lineage: Eukaryota; Viridiplantae; Streptophyta; Magnoliopsida; Aquifoliales; Aquifoliaceae.